Molecule: messenger RNA, 2112 nt
Organism: Oncorhynchus masou masou (cherry salmon)
Lineage: Eukaryota; Metazoa; Chordata; Actinopteri; Salmoniformes; Salmonidae
Product: dihydropteridine reductase-like
Exons: 7
Coding region: 336-1052 (238 amino acids)
Biological process (GO): tetrahydrobiopterin biosynthetic process; L-phenylalanine catabolic process
Cellular component (GO): cytoplasm
Molecular function (GO): 6,7-dihydropteridine reductase activity; NADPH binding; NADH binding
Source: RefSeq, a predicted model, not a curated record
GAGGUGGAAGGGUGGCCACUAGUUACCACAGCCAGACAGUCAAAAAUGCCUAUUAUCGUAAACGUUCAUGAAACAACUUUUUUCUUCUUCUUAAUUUACGGUAACGCAUAAUGUUAUCAGUGUGAGAGUAAGGUUAAAAAUCAGAUUUUCAGAAGAUCAAUUGUAGAAAUAGGAGGGGUUUACCCAUAAUUAUGACUUUGUGGCUGCGGUAACUAGUCACGAUCAGGUGGAAGAGCAAAGUCUGAACGGAGGAGUUUAUAGUCCAGUUCUAGAACUUACAACAGCCCCUUCUGUCCGCGGACAGACUACUGGACGUACCAGACGAAGCUAUAGGUAUGGCGGCGGGAGAGGCACGAAAAGUCAUCAUCUACGGCGGGAAAGGAGCACUAGGAGCCACUUGUGUCCAAUACUUCAAGUCUAAAAACUGGUGGGUGGCUUGUAUUGACAUCAAUGCCAAUGAGGAUGCAAGUGCCAACAUCCUAGUCAAACCAACCGACUCCUUUACUGACCAGGCAGAACAGGUGACAGCGGAUGUGUUGUCGUUGCUAGGCGACCAGAAGGUGGAUGCCAUCCUGUGUGUGGCGGGAGGAUGGGCCGGAGGCAGCGCCAAGGCUAAAGCUCUCUAUAAGAACAGUGAUCUGAUGUGGAAGCAGAGUGUGUGGACGUCUACCAUUUCCAGUCACCUAGCAACCAGACACCUGAUAGAAGGGGGGCUGCUCACACUGUCUGGAGCUCAGGCUGCCCUGACCGGAACCCCAGGUAUGUUGGGUUAUGGUAUGGCGAAGGCAGCGGUCCACCAGCUGUGUCAGUCUCUAGCGGGAACCAACAGUGGCCUCCCUCCACAAGCUGCUGCUGUCACUAUACUACCCAUUACCUUGGAUACGCCUAUGAACAGGAAGUUCAUGCCUGACGCUGAUGUCACUUCCUGGACACCACUGGAAUAUGUGGCAGAAAUGUUCUACGGCUGGUCGACAGGAGAGAACCGACCGGCCUCCGGAACUCUGCUGCAGCUGGUGACAUCCCAGGGCCAGACACAGGCCACACCGAUGUAGAGGCCGCACUCUUCCGCAAUCAUCUGCUCACUGUCCUCAAGAACUGAAAUUACCACAACACUACUUAAUUGCUGGGCGCGUUCAAGCAGAUACAUUUUGUCUCGUCGGUCACCGCCUUUCAAAGUGUGUUGCAUUAUGGGGAUAAAAAUAGUUCGACAUGUGCCUACAUAUCGAUUGCAUGAACUCUACAAAUGUAAAAAAAAAAAAAUGCUUAUUCAUGUGUGCUUCUAAAUCAGCAUUGCUUGCUGUCUAGGGUUUUAGCCUGGGUUUCUGUAUAACCACUUUGUGACAUCUACUGAUGUAAAAAGGGCUUUAUAAAUUUGAUUUGAGUUAAGCAAUCAAUUAGGGUGUUUUUGCUUGACCCACGUGACUGAAACAGGAACCACCUUUGCCAUGAAUCUAAAGCUACAGGGAAUAAAAUUAAGUGAUAUUUAAGAUCUAACACAUUAAUUGUACACAUGUUUUCAGUUUGUGAGUGUGAUAUGGGGGUACAUAAGUUUAUUUCAACAAUUUGUAAAGAAAACCUUUUAUAAACAAUAGCAGCUAUGUUGACACUGCCAUAUUGACCUGAGCCUUACUGCUGGAAAACCCCCACAGUGUCCUAACUUUUGACUGUCGCAAAUGCACCUCCCCCGCCUUCACUCACCGACUAAAUUUACUGUGGGCUUUGUUAGCAUUAAUGCUCAAACACAUCUGUGUGUCAGUGAUGUGCAGUCAGGGUAGGCAGUGCUUACUCUAAUGACAAUCUAAUCAAAAUAGCUAUUAUGAAAGUCAAAUUGAAAAUAAUUAUAUUUAAGUAUUUUUUUUCUCAAAAAAUAAAUAUAUUCUCUCAAAUCCCAAAAUGUACUAAAACUGCAUCAAAACCUUGAGUCGCCAGGAUAUGCAUCGCGAUCGUCUUAUGCAGUGCCUUCCUUCCCGGUAACUGAAAGGCACUCCAGUCACUGUUGAUGGACGUUUCAGGCAUAGGGCUUUGCUGCCUUCUCCAUCUUCAUUCAUUUAAUUGAGCGGAUUUCAUUGUUUGCACAUGCGUAUUGUCUUUGAAAUAAAUGGAUAAACUGCU